Messenger RNA from Ilex paraguariensis (yerba mate), 1773 nucleotides. Lineage: Eukaryota; Viridiplantae; Streptophyta; Magnoliopsida; Aquifoliales; Aquifoliaceae. The record is from the annotation of a GenBank genome assembly.
AACCGGACAAGUCCAAAAGCUUCUUAAACAGACGUCCAUCUCUGACGAUCCCUACGUCGGAACGGUUGGUUACAAUUCACAAUCUAACUCAAACACUUCAAAGUAUUAUCGAGGACGGUCGAAUAAAGACGCCCUAAUCAUCUGCUAAAUUAUUACAAAAACAAAUCAAGCAAAUCACCGAAAAAACAUUUGGAUUGGAUGACAAUCAGCGAUGCCUCCGAAGCAGCAAUCAAAAGCCGAUUUAGCGAAGAAGCAGAAGAUCGUCGAAGACAAGACAUUCGGUCUCAAGAAUAAGAACAAGUCCAAAAAUGUCCAGAAAUAUGUUCAGACCCUCAAGCAAUCCGUUCAACCCAAGCCUGACCCCUCCAAAAUCUCUCAAAAGAAGAAGCAUGAGGGAGAGAAAGCUAAAGAGAAGGAGCUGAAUGAUUUGUUCAAGGUUGCCGUCAGUCAGCCCAAAGUCCCAGUUGGUGUUGAUCCGAAAUCAAUAUUAUGCGAAUUCUAUAAAGUGGGGCAGUGUGCUAAGGGUUUUAAGUGCAAGUUCUCACAUGAUUUGAAUGUUCAAAGGAAAGGAGAGAAGAUUGAUAUCUAUAGCGAUAAACGCGAUACAGAAAAUGAAACGAUGGAGGAUUGGGAUCAAGAGACUUUGGAGAAAAUUGUGGAGUCAAAGAGCAACGAGUAUCAAAAAAAUAAACCAACUGAUAUUGUAUGUAAGUACUUUUUGGAAGCAGUGGAGAAGAAGCAAUAUGGUUGGUUUUGGGUCUGUCCAAAUGGGGGUAAAGAGUGCCACUACAGGCAUGCACUUCCUCCAGGAUAUGUUUUGAAGUCUCAGAUGAAGGCUCUGCUAGAGGAAGAGGGUGAAAAGAUAUCCAUUGAGGAAGAGAUUGAAAAUCAGCGUGCAAAGUUGACUGCUUCAACUCCUAUGACUCCUGAGUUGUUCAUGCAAUGGAAGAAGAAAAAGAUGGAAGAAAGAGAUGCUGGCUUGGCUGCACAGCAGGCAGAGAGGGCCAAGAAUGACCGUAUGAGUGGUCGUGAGCUGUUCUUGUCGGAUGCUAGCUGGUUUGUGGAUGAUGCUGAAGCAUACGACAAGUACCAAAGAGAAGAAGAAUCAGAUGUCAGCAAACAGAAGGUUAAUACAAAUUCUGCUACAGUCGGCCCAAGUACCUCGACAGAAGCUGCCCACGAUAGUGAAGUUCUUCCUGACGUCGAUGAUGAUGAGCUGGACAUGGAUGAAUUAAAUGAACUGGAAGCAAACUUAUCAAGAACAUCAAUACAAAUCAACGAACCAGGCACCGAUGCAUAAUCUUGAGUGGCAUAGCUUACAGUUAAAAGCACAGUAUCAGGUGCUUGAAGCUACCUCAAUCAUGGCGCUCUCUCUCUUUCUAUCUCUCAAGUGGGUGGAUGGUUUCUGAGAGUUACCUCCUAAUCACCAUGAUGUUCUACACCGCAGAAUUCUUCCUAUAUUGGACUUUAUUACGUUGUAAAGGUGUUUAGUAUCUAUUUGUACCUUUGCUGGUAGAUUACCAGUUUUUUGUGAUGGGCUUGCAUUGCUUAUCAUUAUUGGGAAGGUAAUGAAAAUAAGUGUGCUUAUAGUUUUCUUGUGCAUUGAAGCGUGUGACUGUGAGCAAGGAUCGAACUCAGAAUCCAACACUAGAAUACGCGCCCUCCAAAGAUGGACUCAAAGAUGAUGCCAAAAGUUACAUGUUAAGUUCGUUUGGGACUUUGGAUGGUAUCAUUUUAAUAAUAUUAUUAUCCCGAUAUUUAAGGUUUAAUUCU